Molecule: messenger RNA, 1294 nt
Organism: Hyaloscypha bicolor E
Lineage: Eukaryota; Fungi; Ascomycota; Leotiomycetes; Helotiales; Hyaloscyphaceae
Exons: 3
Coding region: 167-1174 (335 amino acids)
Molecular function (GO): arylformamidase activity
Source: RefSeq, a predicted model, not a curated record
GAAAGAUAAGGGACAAUAAUCCCCCGAAUGUUGGAAAUACCACACCCUCGAAUUUGCGUCUUCCUCGUCACUAGCACUGUUACAUAUCACCGAAGCCUGAGUGGUCUCUCCCAGAUUCCCCGAUUUCCGGUCAGCCUCAUCGCCUGUCGUCUCAUCUCAUCAAAAUAUGUCAACUCAAGCUCGCCCUCCACCAGAACCUCACGCCUUCCCCCCAUUCUCCGCCCUUCCCCUCUCAGCAGGCGGUCCACGCGGUAACGCCUGGGGCCGCUUCGGGCCCAGCGACUCCCUCGGCAUGCUGAACCUCCUCACGCCCCCCGUGGUCGCCGCCGCGGCGCUGGAAAUCAAAACCGGAGAGCGGAUCUCGCUCGACUGGCCUCUGAACAAGCCCUUGUAUCCCAGCUACAAGCGAACCGCAUUCCAUCAUCAGGUCGUUAACCGUGCGAAAGGCGAGGAGUUGAGAGUUGUGAAUGAUGAUGUCUUGGCAUUUAAUACGCAGAGUACUAGUCAGUGGGAUGGGUUUAGGCAUUUUGGGUAUUUGAAGGAGAAACGAUACUUCAAUAAUCGGACUCAUGAAGAUAUCAUGAGCUCUUCCGUGCUUGGUAUCGAUGCCUGGGCAGAGAGCGGUGGCAUCGUUGGCCGCGGUGUCCUGCUCGACUAUGCAUCAUGGGCAUCGGAGAACUCAAUUGAGCUAAACCCCUUCUCCUCAACCACAAUCCCGCUCCUUCACCUCCAACGCCUCAUCACAGACCAAAAAAUCGUCUUCCGCACAGGCGAUAUCCUCUUCCUUCGCGCCGGCUUCACCGCUGCUUUCAACACCCUCGAUGACACCGAGCAGAAAGCUCUAGCGGCGCGAGCAACGGCCGACUUUAUCGGCGUCGAGUCCACAGAAGCCACCCUGAAAUUCCUGUGGGAUAACCAAUUCGCGGCCGUAGCGGGCGAUUGUCCCAGUUUUGAGAGCAGUCCAGUAAAAGGAGGGCCGGACAGAGAUGGGAUGUGGUGUUUGCAUGAGUGGUUGCUGGCGGGCUGGGGAAUGCCGAUUGGGGAAAUGUUCGAUUUGGAGGGGUUGAGUGAGAUGUGCAGGCGCAAGGGCAGGUGGAGCUUCUUUUUGUGUAGUGUGCCCCUGAAGGUCCCUGGUGGAGUCGCGAGUCCGCCGAAUGCGGUUGCUAUCUUUUGAGGUCUGGAAAUGGGCUUCAUUUUGAGCUAAAUAGGAUUGCCAAGUGUGCUUCUUUACGUAGGCUUGUUCUUGAAUUCAUUUCUUGCUAUAUACUGAGCUAUCCUAAAAGUCUUCGCUGUG